Messenger RNA from Anguilla anguilla (European eel), 966 nucleotides. Its product is annotated as proline-rich receptor-like protein kinase PERK2. The record is from RefSeq and is a predicted model, not a curated record. Bases 259 to 966 code for a protein of 235 amino acids. NCBI's taxonomy places the organism in Eukaryota, Metazoa, Chordata, Actinopteri, Anguilliformes, Anguillidae. The transcript has 4 exons.
AUUCCCCCAUUUUUUUCUCUCCUCGGGGUUUUUGUUUGCUGAGCAUGCCACCGGUGUUGAGCAAGCCGGUGGUGGCUGGGGAGGCCUCCGGCCCUGGUCCUGCCGUUGGGCAGGCUCCCCUGUCCAGUAGCCAGUGGGCGGACACACGAUACGUGCCAGGGGUCGCGCCCCUUCCUGGACUACGUGGGUGAGUUCCGCGCCGUGGCCACUAAGGCCAACCUGCCCCAGUCUAUCGUGUGCCAGUUAUUCAAGGACAACAUGAGGGACCCCCUCCACGGCGGGCUCAUGUACUCUGGCGUGGACAAGUGCGGGGACUUCGAACUUCUGUUCGCUACGGCCCUGCACUGGGACGAGUACCUCCGGGGGGUUGCAGAAAUGCCUCCUCUGGUAGAGAGGAACUCGUCGCCUAGCGAACCGGAGCCCGCCGUCCCGCCGGAGCCGCCCGCCCUGCCAGUUGUCCCUCCGCAGGAGUUGUCUGCUCAGCCCCGCGUCCUGGAGAAGCCUCACGCUUCUCCCCGCGCCCAGGAGAGUUCUCCUGCCCAGCUGGGUUCCCUACGGCUGGGGUCCACGUUCCUGUCUCCGGCCCAGCCGGGUUCCCUACAGCUGCGGUCCACGUUCCUGUCCCCUGCCCAGCCCAGACAGCCCAGCCCUGCUCGGCCCGCCGUCCCUCUGCAGGAGCUGCCUGCUCGGCCCGCCGUCCCUCUGCAGGAGCUGCCUGUUCGGCCCGCCGUCCCUCUGCAGGAGCCGCCUGCUCUGCCUGGGCCUUCGCCGCCUGCUCUGCCUGUCGGCUCGCAGGGGCCUUCGUCGCCUGCUCUGCCCGCCGCUCCCCGGGAGCAGUUUCCUGCUUCGCCCCGCGCCCUGGAGAAGCCUCACGCUUCGUCCCGCGCCCUGGAGAAGCCUCACGCUUCGUCCCGCGCCCAGGAGAGUUCUCCUGCCCAGCUGGGUUCCCUACGGCUGGGUUCCUGA